Messenger RNA from Syzygium oleosum, 619 nucleotides. RefSeq names its product casparian strip membrane protein 1-like. The transcript has 3 exons. The record is from RefSeq and is a predicted model, not a curated record. Lineage: Eukaryota; Viridiplantae; Streptophyta; Magnoliopsida; Myrtales; Myrtaceae. Bases 1 to 609 code for a protein of 202 amino acids.
AUGAAGAGCGGCGAUGCGAUCGCGAUCGAGAUGCAGGAGACGAGCGCCGCCUCCAAAGGGAAAGCGCCGCUCAUCCCGGCGCCUCUGCCGCCGCCGAGGCCCGACGGAUGGAGGAAAGGGAUCGCCAUCUUCGACUUCAUCCUGAGGAUAUGCGCCAUCGUGACCGCUCUCGCCACCGCCGCCUCCAUGGGGACGAGCGAAGAGACGCUCCCCUUCUUCACUCAGUUCUUUCAGUUCCAAGCCAGCUACGAUGACAUCCCGGCUUUUGAGUUUUUCGUGAUCGCGAUGGCAAUAGUAGGUGGUUAUUUGGUGCUUUCACUCCCCUUCUCCAUCGUCACGAUCGUUCGCCCCCGUGCCGUCGGGCCCCGGUUCCUCCUCCUCAUCCUCGACACGGCGGCCCUUACUCUGGCCACCUCCGCCGGCGCGGCGGCGGCCGCCAUAGUCUACCUGGCGCACAACGGCAACCCGAACACGAACUGGCUGGCCAUCUGCCAGCAGUUCGGCGACUUCUGCCAGAAGGUGAGCGGGGCGGUGGUGGGCUCCUUCAUCGCCGUCGUCCUGCUCAUGGUGCUCGUCGUGCUUUCCGCCAUGGCUCUCCGAAGGGUCUGACGACCAAAUG